GUAUUUUAUGUUGUGUAAACUUUCCAUGUUUUGUAAACGAGAAAAGUUCUUGGUAAAUAAAAAGUGCGGCUGGCUGGAUACCUGUUUUCAGGUGUGUCACAUACUAAAUACGACGAUCGUUAGUUUCAAUUUUUAAUUUUUUUUUCUAAACAACUUGACAGUUGACACAAAAUCCUAGCUAGAUGUGAACGUAUCUGCAUACUAAAUUUAUUUGUUGAACUAUCCUAAUAACAAAAGUGGCGUUAAAGUUGGUGGAAAAAAGUAAAAUUCCUUGACAUUGUCAACAAUUGAACAAAAUUUAAUAUUACCAAAUUUGAAAGUUGAAAUAUCCACAAAUUUUCAAAAUUUGGGUUUCCUCUGGCAAAAUCUGUGCGACAAAAUUCGUUAUUAAAAUUAUUUAAAUAAUCGAAAGUGGCGUUAAAGUUGGUCGGAAAACAUAAACAAUUUUUUGACAUUUUGGAAAAAAGGGGAAACACCAAAUUUUCUGGAAACAAUUAAAAAAUUUGACAUCAUAAUUUCCAAAAUUUGCCACAAUGGUUAUUCUAAGUUCGUUUUGGACACCGUGUUUUUAUUACAAUGAUAUUUACAAGUCCGUCAAGCCGAUCGCGUUUUAUACAGCGAUGGCUUCCGUGAUUUCGAUCGUUUACUCGAUUUACGUCAUGUCCGGGGGAGAAAGUUCGAGUCCUUACAUGCCAUAUUUUGAGACGGAUAGAUCUCUUUCGACCCAAAUCUACGGUGGAUUUGCCAUCUUGUUCUUUCUCUACUUCAUCGGUGCGUCCUGGUUGAUGAUUCACGCGGUGCGAGUGGAAAUCCGGGGUUGGAUUUUGCCUUGGAUCAUCGCCAUGUUUCUCGUCAUCGUCCUCCAACUCUACUUCGGAUUCCACUGGCUUUUCGACUACUACAUUUACCUCGAUCAAAUCUUUGCCAUGCUGUGUCUCUGGUUUUGGAUGGCGUAUAAUAUUUACACCCUGCUCGCGAUAUAUUCCGUGUACCAAAUCCUCAUGGAAAAACAAGCCCCCGCCGUGCAAGACUUUGGACCAGAAUGUUACACAGAAAAUACGCUAUUUUACUGGGACGAAACCGUGUAAACUGCGUAAACGAGGAAUAUUUUAUCCUAAAAAAUGAGCAAAAAAAUCACAUGGCACAAUUUUUAACAGACUUUCACAAUUUACAUUACAUGACUUUUUUUAGAAAUCUCAUUUUGUACAAGGAAAUUUCAUUAUUUCACAUUUACUAAUUAAUUGUUAUGUAGAUUAGUAUUUAGGUUUAAUAUGUGUGCCUAAUUUUUAUAUAUAAUUUAGAUUAAUUAGUUAACUAAUUGCUUAAUUAAUACAGAAAGUAGUGCAAAGAUACCGGUGAAAAUUGAACCAAAACUAUAUCAAAAUUGUACUUUUACGUAAACAAAAAUGAGUUAAUUAACUUGAGAAAAAUGUCCGUCCAGUAAAAUCUUGAAAUUUACGAAUUUCAGAUUUUCGUAGCACGUUAUUUUUGAAAAUCUUUUAAUUAUUAAAAGUUGUCAAAAUUCUUACAAAUUGUCAAAAUAUCAACAAAAUUUAAAAUGUUAGCGCCGAAAAAAUAAAAAAGUAGUUUGUAAUCAACUUGUAAACCUUUGAGGUUGUUCGUCUGGAUCUGACUAUCAAGCUUACAAUAGUUAAAGGUAGUACAAUAAUUUUUAUAAACUUUGUAAAUUUUGAAAUAACAUUAAAUAAAAUAAAAAAAUAAUUCAAAAUUCA
Folsomia candida is the source of this 1733-nucleotide messenger RNA. RefSeq lists its product as uncharacterized. The transcript has 5 exons. The coding region runs from base 534 to 1088 and encodes 184 amino acids. Lineage: Eukaryota; Metazoa; Arthropoda; Collembola; Entomobryomorpha; Isotomidae. The record is from RefSeq and is a predicted model, not a curated record.